This is a messenger RNA of Synchytrium microbalum, 1140 nucleotides long. RefSeq lists its product as uncharacterized. The coding region runs from base 1 to 1140 and encodes 379 amino acids. Gene Ontology annotation, molecular function: protein binding. The transcript has 3 exons. The record is from RefSeq and is a predicted model, not a curated record. Lineage: Eukaryota; Fungi; Chytridiomycota; Chytridiomycetes; Synchytriales; Synchytriaceae.
AUGCCGGCUCCAAAGAAGGGCUCCAAGAAAGCUGAUGGUGGUGGCAAGAACAAGAGCAGUAAAGCUGAAGAAGAGAAACUGAAACGAUUGGAAUGCAUAACGAAUUUAAAACGAGAAUAUUCAGAGAGCUGUAAAAGGCUUGGAGUUGAACCAUUAAAGUCUGUACAGACUGCUAUUGGUGAUGCCCAGCAGUCAGAGUUAUCGUUAAACAAGAUUGUACUAUCGAGGCAGCAGCUUCUGUCACGAGAAUUGGUCGCUAUAACGCAGGCAUUCACUGCAUACAACCAAGUAACGACUUUUUGUCUGUGGAGGAUACCGCUGACGGUUGAUUCGCUAUCCACGAUAACGAAAUUCAUUACGACUCCGGGAUGUACUGUAUCGACGCUUCAUUUGAUGGGAUGUGACUUAGGAUCAGAUUCAGCGCAAUGCUUGAACAGGCUUGCUGCUGAGGCCAAGGAUUUGAAGUUUGUGAAUUUGGAUUAUAAUGUCAAUCUAGGAGGACGUGCAGUCGCAUCAUUCUUUGCAGGCCUCGUACAAGCACGAGACAACUACGACCCCGACGCAACCACAACAAACCAAGCCACCAAAUGCAUAUCGUUAAAAUGGGCUGAUAUAGGUGCAGAAUGUGGCGAAGCCCUCUCACUCGCUCUCGGCGUUGGGUCAUCUCUACUUGAACUUGAUUUAACAGGAAACCCCCUGUCACAUUCCGUAUUCGCACACAUGUCACGAGCACUAUCCAGCAACUCGUCCCUCAAAUCUCUCAGUCUCGCAUCAACAAGCAUACCGCCACCAUACCAAAAAUACAAUGCCUCAACAUACCAGCCGAAUAACGGGAUACUGCCUCAACUACCGAAUGGAGAGAAAAAAGAAAUCAAUCAUUUGAAACUUUUGCUGGGAUCGCUGGCGACUAACACUACACUUGCGACAUUGGAUUUACGUGGAAACGAUAUUGGAUCUGAGGGUGGAGAGACUGUGCUGCAGUUUUUGGUUGAUCGUAAACGAAAUCCGGUUAUGCCAACUAUGGCUGUUAAAGUCACCGAACACAUGUCGUCAGAGGUAUUUAAGGGUAUAAUGGAGUAUGGUGGGAUGUUAUCGGCUUCCAAGAAGAAGGGUGGUGGCAAGAAGGGCAAAAAGAAAUGA